UUUUUAAUAAAUCGUGCGCCACAUAAGCUGACUUUCAUAUACAGGAUACAUUACCCUCACUCACACUAAGUGUCCCAGUCUCCCGUUUUAUCUGUAUGUGUGUGCCACUUUGCGCUCCUGAGAAAUUGUUGUCCAGCAAGUGAUAAUAGAAAUAUGGAGCAGCCCAUACAAUUGAGUAGCCUAAGCGAUGAUAAUAAUAACUCGAGCCAAAUUGAUCUUGACCAUCACAAUAGCUUGGCCAGUCAAGCGUCGCGAUCCAUAUUGCCGGGUGAGUUGGUCAUACAAAAGAUUUGCUACCUGCGCGAAGAGCGAGUACCGACAAUUUGCGAGAGGGCCAGCGUAAAGAAUGGAUUUCAUUAUAUUGGUGUCGUUAGGGAAUUUCGCAUCGAGAUGAAGACAUUCAACGAAAUAAAGACUGGAGAUGAUACACAAUGCUUUUAUAUGCCAUACCACAAUACAAAAUCGUCAGAAGGAGGAAUAGAAGUUAAUCUAAGCAAAAGCGACAACGAGAUGAAAACUAAAACCGCUGAGACUGCUGCCACCACCAAUGAGUUGCGUUGCACUUCAUUUCGCAAAUUGCGUGAAAAUCCAAAUGUUCUGGUCCAACAGUUGCAUCCAAAGCAAACGGUGCGUCCCUUCAAUUUGCUGGAACAGGACACUACCUUGUUGAUUAAUAGUCUAGCCCAUGGAGAUCCAUAUAGUACAACUUCAAUUCAAAAAAAACAUCGUAAGACUGGUGGAGCUACUGCCUUUGACCCAACAACCAGAUUGCAAUCAGCCCAUGAUGGUUUAUCGGUUAGCUCGCAGACCUUUAGUUUGAGUCAAUUGCCGAGGGUCGUGCAAUCGCUGCCUAUGAAUCGCCGACGUCGCCCGCGUCAAGUGGCACCCUGUGGUUGCAGGGAUCUGGAACCCAAAAUCCAUUUGCAUUUGCUCAAAACCGUUGCCGUUGGCAUUUUACAAAUCGCCGUAUUUCUUAUACUUGUUAUGGCUCUUUCCUAUCCGGACAUACGUUGUUGAUCAUCGCCUCCAAUCGACAAAAAAUUAUCAAUCACGAAAGCCAAACGAAAACUACAUACCUAACGGCGGUUGAGUGAGUGAUUUCAAUAUGUUUCUGGCCAGGGAUGGCAAAAACCAACUUGAAUUUAAAUAGCAAUUAAUAAACAUGUUUUAACCUUG
Molecule: messenger RNA, 1176 nt
Organism: Drosophila willistoni
Lineage: Eukaryota; Metazoa; Arthropoda; Insecta; Diptera; Drosophilidae
Exons: 2
Coding region: 154-1017 (287 amino acids)
Source: RefSeq, a predicted model, not a curated record